AUGGAUCCAUACGUUCCGAUUGAUCAGCGCCCAGUCAAGACAUCGCUUGGGCAAGAAAGAGAAGAUGAAUUAAAAAAAGCAGGGUACUUUUCAAAUCUAAGUGCGGCUAUCACUGAGAAAGAGUGUGCCGCUCGAAAGAAAGAGGAACAAUUGUGGAAAGGAACACUGCACAAGGCAGUGGAAGCACAGCAUCAGAUUGAGCGCGAAAAAGAGCGAAGGGCUAAAGAGGCCAAAAUGAUUGGUGAAGCCGAUGAUUAUGCCGAGUACCAAGACAUUGGUGGAUUAGGCGAUAGUGACGAUGAUGAUGACGAGGAAGCAGCUCGACGUCGUAAAGCAGCCGGACUAAGCAAAAUUAACUGUGAUCCAGAAGAAAAGUUUCGUCGAAAAAAGCAGAAACAAAAAAGCAAGCUUGCGAAUGACCUUGAGAAAAUCAACAAGAUCAUGGCAGAGAAGGCAAACAAGUCAUAA
This is a messenger RNA of Plasmopara halstedii, 468 nucleotides long. RefSeq lists its product as hypothetical. Bases 1 to 468 code for a protein of 155 amino acids. The transcript is spliced from 2 exons. The record is from RefSeq and is a predicted model, not a curated record. Lineage: Eukaryota; Oomycota; Peronosporomycetes; Peronosporales; Peronosporaceae.